Molecule: messenger RNA, 7431 nt
Organism: Symbiodinium sp. CCMP2592
Lineage: Eukaryota; Dinophyceae; Suessiales; Symbiodiniaceae
Source: the annotation of a GenBank genome assembly
AUGGACGCGCUGACGGGGUCCCAGAUUCAAUUCUUGCGAGAUCUCCAAGAGGCCCUCUUUGCCGUUCGGGAGGCCGAGCGUCAGCGUGCACAGACUGGCCCGCCUUUUGCUUCUGCCAGGGCAAGUCGUGAGCGUGAGCGUUCGAGGUCCAGGGACUCGAGUCGCGAUGCGACACAUCACUCCAAUGCUUCGGGGGAACGGGCACGGGACCUCAGCCCCUCCAGGUUGCUGCGCCAAAUUUCUUGUCUCCGCAGUGACGGACACAGACUUGACAACCUCUGCUUGGGACGCACUCAUUUGAUGAGUACCUUGCUGGCUAACCAGGAGUCCAGUUCUCCUUUUUCUGCGAUUUCCGAGUUUGUUUUGGAUACCAGGGCCUCCCUGAGGACUCUGCAUUCACGUCUUGAUGAGCUCACACGUGUGGCCGCCGAGACUGCGAUGAGUACAGCUUUUCGUCUUGAUCGUUUGGAGGCCGCUUUGGCCCCAGCUUUAGUGCUGGCCUGCGCGUCCUGUGACCUCCGGGUGCAGUGGACUCGCUGCGCUCACGACUCGAGCACAAUGCAGGGGGCGAGUAACGGGUGCUCGAGCGAUCAGGGCCCAAGGAUAGACUUCGAAGCUUUGCUGAGCGCGGCUGUGGAUGCUUGUGCUAGCGAUGCUAGACAGCCCGCGGCAUUGCCUUGGGAGCACGGUGUGUUCAAGAGCAUCUUCGAGCCUAGCGAUGUGGUGGGCUGGGAAGACACUUUUAUGCUGCCCGACCUCCCUGUGCCAGAUGAUCCCGAGGAAAUUCUUCCACCUUCGGAAAAGAAGAGGCGUCUUAGGGAAAGUGGCCUCGUUCCUGGAGUGUGUUUUUCAGUGGUACGUAAAAGCCACGGCAUAUCUUGGCAAGCUCAGCGCGACAAGGACCACGACAUGGCCAUGGCUCGAUGGACCUUUGUUAUCUUGAGGUGGGCCGAUCUUCGCCCGGACCUCUUGAUCUGCAAGAGUCUGCUUGAGUGUGCUACCGCAGAAGAACGUACGGAAGUUCUUCGGGAUUGGUUGCAUCCAAAAGCUCCGAGUACGCUGCUAAAGCGUGUUAACUCUCUGCUUCGUUUUCACAAAAGUGAGGGAUGGUCAGACGAGACUUUUCCGUAUGAAGAGGGCAAUGUUUACAAGCACAUGGUGGCAGCCAGAGCUGGCGGAGCGAAGCCGGCACAGAUGCGUGCGCUUCGUGAGGCGUUGAUCUUCGUUCGACAUGUUUUCUCAAUUGAGGAGAUUGAGAACGUGAUAUCCAGCAGGCGGUGUCUUGGUGCAGCAUCGAGGGGUGCACGGCGGAAGGCGCGCCAUAGGGCUGACCCUUUGACCUUGAAGAAUUUGAGGCUGCUCCACUCCAUGUUGGGGGACAAGAGUGUCCCCGCUUGGGAUCGAGUUUUCGCGGGAGCAGCUUUGUGCUGCGCGUACAUGCGAUCCCGUUGGUCCGAUUUUCAGCACUCUAUCUCGUGUGGGCUGGAGUGCGGGGCUGAUGGUGAGAGGCUCUUCCUGGAAUUUACCUGUGAGGAUUACAAAACAGUCAACUCUAAAUUCUUUGCGGGUGUACCGCUUCGGAUGAUCGCUCCUGGACGGGGUAUUGCUGGGCCGAACUGGCUCGAUUUGUGGCACGAGGCUCGAGUGGAGGUGGGACUUACAGAGUUCGUUCCACCCUUGCCGACGCCAGGCCCUGCAGGAGAACCUACCGGUGCAUCUGUGAGCACUGAGGAGAUGUCUUUAUGGCUUCAGAAGAUCUUCGUCGACCGUGGAUCACUCAGAACAUCUGGCCACACGCUGAAGAGGACUUUCCUUACCAUGGCGACAAAGCGUGGCGUUGAGCACUUGGACCGGUUGGUUCUGGGUGGACACGCAAACUCGGCCGGGAUGGCCGACACUUAUGGCGAUGACGAGUUGGCCCGGCCCCUCCGCCUGCUCAUGGCCUUGAUUUCUGGGAUUCGAGAGGGUGUCUUUGAUCCAGAUGCCGGUCGUGCGGGUUAUUUGCGUGGGAUCAUGGGAGAGGGUGACGGCGUGACGGGUGACGACGACAUGUUUGGCAUGAUCGACGCGCUUGAUAAGGGAGCACCGAGCCAGCCAGACGUCUUCUUUCCGGGCGAUGAUGACGCGAUUCUGAUUCUUCCAGCUCGAGUGGAUCAAGUGACUCAAGUGACAGCUCAGGAAGCGAUGACGAACCGGUUUGACUCAUCAGUGUGUCGCAACUGCAAGAAGGCAGUGGCGGACACUGACCUGGUGCUCGAGCUGCCUUUAGGGAGCGGCAUGUCUCUGGUUGACAGUGAGGCUUCAUUUCGGCAGCGAUGUCAAGACGUCGGCGGGGGCGCGAUUCACACCGCACUGUCUGACCAAGGGAUCACUUCCUUUGCCUCGCUUGCAUACUCCUGUGGCACGCCUCAGGAUCGACCCACACAGGCGGAAAUGGACGCAUUUGCAGUAAAGAUCUUGGGGGCUGCUCCCCGUUUGGGUGAUGUGUCUAUUUUGAAGCGAUUGAUGUUCGAGUCCGCCACAUAUGUCAUAGCUCAGUUGCGUCAAGCUGUGCAAGGGGACUCUGCCGAACAGCCUCGAAAGCUUCCACUUGCUGAAAAACAGGCCAGGGCCGAAGAUCAGCGCCGUCGGCUUAGUGGGGUACAUAUAGAGCGUGAUUUGGUCCCUUCCCACGCUUUGGUGGACCUCUGUUGUCACAUGCGUGAUGUGGGCAUCACAUGGAUAUCGCCAGGCAAAUGCACCAGCCGCGAAUCAGAAAUUCAGCUUUCAACGAAGGACCAAAGCAAAGUCUUUCGACUUGAGGACAACUCGUUGAAGGUCGGCAGUGAACAGCCUAAGGACAUUGCUUCUUAUGAUUCGCCGAUCAAGUUGCAGUGGUGCCUUCAGCGCCGCGGUCUGGCCUUGGACCAGGCUAAGGUGCUGACGUGGGCCCAGCAUGAGCGUUGGGUUCACUGCUUGCUUCACGCACUGACUAAGGAGUGCCCUCCAGGAUUCCACAAGCCUGAUAUGAAUCGCAUUGUGCAGGCCGAUCGUGAAGCCUGGUUGAUCAUGGCGUCCGAGGUGCCAUCGCUUAAGCCAAGUACUGCUGGCGAGUACCCUCUGGGUAAGGCUUUGGAUGCGUUGAGGACUGACCCUCGGAUCACCAUGUACUUGAUGGCUACCUGGGGCCGUGCACCGGAUGUUAAGGUUCAAGACCUUGAGCAAGGCUCCCCUGCCAAACCAGGUGAAGGACUGUCCCGAGCCGCCAAGCGCCGUCGCCGUGCAAAAGAGGCGGCUACUGCUGCCAAGCGUAGAACACCUGCUGGACGGAGCACAGGCGCCCAGGCUACUGCUGCACAGGCUGCAAAGGCACGCACCGUGCCGGCUGAACUUAAGGAUGCCCACCAGAAAACUGAGGACGGCAAGCCCAUCUGUUGGGACCAUAAUUGUGCCGGCUGCAAGGCCAAGACUGAGGGAGACCCACCGCGCUGCCCUCGGGGUGUCCAUGUUUGUGCUUACUGUCGCCGGGCGGCUGCCAUUUCUGGCUAUGGCCCACACUCAGUGGGAUUUCAUUUUUCCCCUGCUGCCACUUCUGAGGUUGCCGACGUGUUGGCACCCGCGGAGGCGAUAGCAUUGCAAUGCCUACAGGCCGGUUUUGCUAGUCAUGACGAUUUUCGGAGCUUGAUCGCUUUGCUCCCUGCGGACACUGCCGGUGCCCCGUCAGAAGAAUCUGUGGACCCGACGGCUCCCAAAUCUUUCACAUCCGGCGCAUAUGUCCAUCAAGCCAAAGCCGGACUGCGCUCUAAUUUUCACGCCUUUCCUUUCAGUACCAUGCUUUUGGCCGCCGUCUUGUCGGCGUCUUUUGGCUCUCGCUGCUUCUCGUCUGUUGGACUUUUCUUGAAUUUAAAGGCGCCUCUGCACAACGACGCCAACAACGAUCAUGCCCAUCCCAACCUGAUCUUGCCUGCCUCUGUUUUCCACAAAGGCCAGAUUUGGGUUGAGGGCAAGGGCGAGUGUCCGUGCCCCGACCCCGACGUGCCGCGUCUGGGCUACUUGCUGCCUGUUGCUGACGGCCCACAGUUGCUUCCUUCAGAGAGGCUGCACGCAACUUGUGAUUGGGACGGUACUCGCCUGUUGAUUGUGGGAUUCUGCAUUCGUGACACUGGCCUCCUGUCCGAGGCACACCGUGUUCGACUCCUUGAUGCUCGUUUCCUCCUGCCUCAAGUUGAGUCCGGAUCGGCCUCAGACGAUGUGCUCCCCGUGCCACCGCCCAAGCGGCCCAAGGUUGCCUACCGUUCGCCUGAAGCCGGACCAUCCGCAAGUGCAUCGGCUUCUACGCAUACUGGAUUGCAGGAGGCUUUCCCUCAACAGGCCACACCGCUGGUUAUUGAGAUUUUUGCCGGCACGGCUCGGCUCAGCACUGCCUGUCAGAAGCUGGGUUUCAGAACGCUUGCAAUCGAUAAAUCCACGGCACGUGGACGCUUCCCCAUACAACGUCUUGACCUCACCGAUGCUGACGACCUUUGCAUUCUUCUGGAUAUCAUCCGUCUUGAGGCGGCCAAUAUUGUCUGGAUCCAUUGUGCGCCGCCAUGUGGCACCGCGUCUGCGGCGCGCUCACGGCCCAUUCCCGAAUUGACGGCUGCUGGUGUUCGGGUGCCGCAACCUUUGCGCAGCACUUCCGAACCCCAAGGACUCUCCACUUUGACUGGCGCAGAUCUUGAACGGGUCCAGAAGGCCAAUAUGCUCUACCGUGCCGUCGGGCAAAUUGCUGACCUGGCUCGACAAUUGAACAUCUUCGUCACCGUGGAAAACCCACGCAACUCUUUGGCUUGGUUGUGCGAUGGCCUGGACGAGCUGUUCCGCUCACCACAUCACACCGUGGUCUACGAUGCCUGCAUGCAUGGUGGCACACGUGACAAAACCACCUUGUUGUGGUGCUCUGCUGAUUGGUUUCAGCCUCUCGCUCUUCGAUGUUCACGCGACCACCAGCACGCUUCUUGGAAACCUCGUUUGCAGCCGCAUGCUACCUCUUUCCCGACUGCAGAUGAGGCUGCACAUCCGGUGCUGCUUUGUGAACGAAUGGCCCACAUCAUUGCUGAACGUGCUGGGGGACUCGCGCUUGCUGCGCCCGACCCGCGCCCUUUUUCCCAGGUAUACUUGCAGCGACAGCCUCGCUUUGCACGACCCUUGGUCGCCUGCUAUUCUGGGCGUGAUGAUUGGGCCAUCCCUGUUCGAUCCGAUGAUCUUACCUCCACGCUGCUGGCUUGCUACCCAAAGGGAGCGCGCAUUAUUCAACGCAAACUGGUAUCCUGGGGUAUGGUGCGGGUUUGCGUGCCUUCCAAAUGCACAGGCAUCGACCUGUCGUCGUUGCAUUCCAAAUACCCCCAACGGGUGAGGAUCGCUGAUUGUACUGAGGAGGACCACCUCAAGCAUGACGAGACAGUUGCAAUAACAGGUUUCAUUGGGGCAGACGAUCCGUGCUCCGAGCAUGCGGAGAUUGUUUCUGUUGGAAUACCCAAAGAACCUUGCGACUUCGUGGCGGAUGCCGUGAAGGCUGGACAUCCAAGGAAUGCUUUGAACGCGAGCCGGGAAGGACCUUCUUCCAAAGUUGCAGAUGCCAUUCUCAUGGAUUUCGAACGGAGGGAGCGGCUUGCCUCAAAAACCAAGGAUCGUUGGGGUCAGAUUGCGGCUACGACUAAGCCCUUGAGUCAGGACAUGUUGAAGCACAAGCCGGACUGCAUUGUGACUGCGUUAGGGGAUAAGAACCUUUUGGCCUGGAAAAGUAUUCUUGGUGACAAUGGCUUCCCAGACCAACAACUCUGGUCUGACCUGCGCGAUGGACUUAGACUGACUGGCUGGAUGCGAGACACUGGAAUCUUCGACAAGAAAGUCCGUCCCCCGCAAACAUCGCUGGAGCACCUGCUAAGUCAAUCCCAGUACCAAACACCCUUGACCUUGAAAAGGCUACAGAAGACUGUUGUUGACAUCACGGCACGCAAGGCGUGGGCUGAAACGGUGGAGGAAGAGAAGAAGGGAUGGAUCUUUCGGGAUGAAAGUGCAAAUCUUGAUGACAUAGUCUUGGCCCAUCGUUUCGGCUUGCAGCAGAAAGACAAAGUUCGUGUAAUCGACAACGGCAAGGAGUGUGGCCUCAACUUGGCGUGUGGGCUACCAGAGAAGUUCACCUUGCAUGGGGUGGACGUGCUUGCUGGAGUUUUCAUUGAGUUGCUCAACCGCCCUGAAGCUGCCGGCAAAAGGAUCAAAGGGAAAACCAUUGAUCUUGUCUCUGCGUACAAAUUCUAUCCAAUCCACCCUCAAGACAGGCGUCACUUGAGGAUCGGGGUCUAUGACACCGACUCUGGCAUAGUCAGGAUUUAUGGAACCAAUGUUCUUCCUUUCGGUGCCACCGGAAGUGUGGCAGGUUUCCUGCGAGUUUCGGCGGCGAUUUGGCAUACGGGCAUCCAGGACCUUGGCCUGGGAUGGUGCGCCUACUUUGACGAUUUUCCUUUGAUGGCCCUUGAGGGUCAUGAAGACCAAGUUGGGGAAUUGGCUGGAGAAGUGUUCGACGCACCGGGGAUCCAAUACGCAAGGGAGGGUAAGAAGGCCACUGACUUUGAUUACACUUUUGACGCCCUGGGAUUGCAGUAUGACUUGACGAAAUUCAACGAGGGGGUGGUCAUCAUUCGGCAUACGGAAGCACGUACUGCUGAGCUGGUGGAAACACUCGAGGGAAUCUUACGUGAUGCUGUACUCCGACCUAAGGAUGCGGAAGUUUUGAGGGGAAGGAUGCACUGGUUUACUUCGUAUCUUUUCGGUCGUGCGCCGUGUGAGGCGAUGAGACAGAUAUCCUUGAGGGCACAGUGUAUGGACUCAUGCACAAGGCUCACUGACGACCUGACCGAGGCGAUUCAAACCUUGCUCCGCUACGUGGUUGAUUCCAGGCCAUUAGAGCUGAGGCAAACGACUGGGCGCGAGCUGUAUGUCUUUACAGAUGGCUCGUAUGAGCUUACGGCUGAGAAGCGAGCCGGCAUCGGUGGCGUCCUCUAUGACAGUGCUGGCACGCCGUUGUCAUUCUUCUCUUCACAGGUGAACGAGGAUGAUCUGCGGGCUCUUGAGGAAGCUUCUGAUCAUCCGAUAUAUGAAGUGGAACUGUAUGCCUCAUUGGUUGCUGUUGAGAUUUGGGGACCCUUAUUAGAGGAUUCCUUUUCCGUUUUUUACCUUGAUAACGAAGCCGCUCAAUCAGCACUCAUUGCGGGCCGUUCGGGCACGGAUCAUGGAAGGAAGCUGGUCCAACGCUUCCUGGAUGCCGAGCACAGGUGGCGGGCAAGGCCAUGGUUCGGGCGAGUCCCGACUCACUCGAAUCCAGCGGACGAGCCAAGCCGCGACUGCUGCAAAAGGCUCUUGAAUCAAGGCGCUCAGCGGAUGCUGACCAGCGGUGAGAGGCUGCUUGUUUGA